AUGAAAUUAGCUGCUGGACUCAAAAAACGAAGUGAUUUAGUCAAAGAAUUAAGAACUAUUGAGUCAAGUAUUUCAAAUGGUUUAAUUAUACAACAAGGACAAGAACAAUCAGAGGACAUAGAUGCAUUAUACAAAACAUAUUUUGACAAAUCGAAAGAAUUAUCCGAUUUGAUUAUGAAAAUUAAUGAAACGAAUAAUAAUAUUCAGAAUGGUGUACGAAUUUCUGAUUUAAUUCAUGAGAUAAGUUCAAUUAAGAAUGAAAUUAGCUUUGUAAAUGAUAUUUUAAAAGCUGGGAAGGAGAAAUCCUUGUCUUCGAAAGAUGAAAUAAGGUUUGUUUCAACGAUCGAUAGAAAUCAAUAUACCACAAAAUUAAAUUCUUUAAAAGAAAAAUCACAAAAUCUAGAAAUCAAAUUACAAGAAUUAAAUUGGCAAAUAGAUAUAUAA
Insectozyma verbasci is the source of this 444-nucleotide messenger RNA. NCBI's taxonomy places the organism in Eukaryota, Fungi, Ascomycota, Pichiomycetes, Serinales, Debaryomycetaceae. The record is from the annotation of a GenBank genome assembly.